GCUGCCGCCGCCGCCGCCGCCGCCGCGACGGGCAGCCGGGCUCGCGGGCAGCCGGCUCCGGCCCCUGGCCCUCGGCCUCGAGCCCCCGGCGAGUCUGGAGUCCGCGCCGUCGCCGGCCGCGUCCUCCGGGCAUGGAAGGCGGCGGCAAGCCCAAGUCCGCGUCCAACAGCCGCGACGAUGGCAACAGCGUCUUCCCCUCCAAGGCGUCCGCGACGGGGCCGGCGGUGGCCGACAAGCGCCUGGGGACCCCGCCGGGGAGCAGUACGGCGGGGAAGGAGCACGGUAACUCCGUGUGCUUCAAGGUGGACGGCGGAGGCGGCGAAGAGCCGGCGGGCAGCUUCGAGGAUGCUGAGGGUCCCCGGCGGCAGUAUGGUUUCAUGCAGAGGCAGUUCACCUCCAUGCUGCAGCCCGGGGUCAACAAAUUUUCCCUCCGCAUGUUCGGCAGCCAGAAGGCGGUGGAGAAGGAGCAGGAAAGGGUUAAAACUGCAGGCUUCUGGAUUAUCCACCCGUACAGUGACUUCAGGUUUUAUUGGGAUUUAAUAAUGCUGAUAAUGAUGGUUGGAAAUUUGGUCAUCAUACCAGUUGGAAUCACAUUCUUUACAGAACAAACAACAACACCAUGGAUUAUUUUCAAUGUGGCAUCAGACACCGUUUUCCUAUUGGACCUAAUCAUGAAUUUUAGGACUGGGACUGUCAAUGAAGACAGCUCUGAAAUCAUCCUGGACCCUAAAGUCAUCAAGAUGAAUUAUUUAAAAAGCUGGUUUGUGGUUGACUUCAUCUCAUCAAUCCCAGUGGAUUAUAUCUUUCUUAUUGUAGAGAAAGGAAUGGACUCGGAAGUUUACAAGACGGCCAGAGCCCUUCGCAUUGUGAGAUUUACAAAAAUUCUCAGUCUCUUGCGUUUAUUACGCCUCUCAAGGUUAAUUAGAUACAUACAUCAGUGGGAAGAGAUAUUCCACAUGACCUAUGACCUCGCUAGUGCAGUGGUGAGAAUCUUCAACCUCAUUGGCAUGAUGCUGCUCCUGUGUCAUUGGGAUGGUUGUCUUCAGUUCCUGGUUCCCCUGCUUCAGGAUUUCCCACCCGACUGCUGGGUUUCACUAAAUGAAAUGGUUAAUGAUUCUUGGGGAAAGCAGUAUUCCUAUGCGCUCUUCAAAGCCAUGAGCCACAUGCUGUGUAUCGGCUAUGGCGCACAAGCGCCAGUCAGCAUGUCCGACCUCUGGAUUACCAUGCUCAGCAUGAUCGUUGGGGCCACCUGCUAUGCUAUGUUUGUUGGCCAUGCCACAGCUUUGAUUCAGUCUUUGGAUUCUUCAAGGAGGCAGUAUCAAGAAAAGUAUAAGCAAGUGGAACAAUACAUGUCAUUCCAUAAGUUACCAGCUGACAUGCGUCAGAAGAUACAUGACUACUAUGAACACCGAUACCAAGGCAAGAUCUUUGAUGAGGAAAAUAUUCUCAGUGAACUUAAUGAUCCUCUGAGAGAGGAAAUAGUCAACUUCAACUGCCGGAAACUGGUGGCUACAAUGCCCCUCUUUGCUAAUGCGGAUCCCAAUUUUGUGACGGCCAUGCUGAGCAAGCUGAGAUUUGAGGUGUUCCAGCCUGGAGACUACAUCAUUCGAGAAGGAGCGGUGGGGAAGAAAAUGUACUUCAUUCAGCAUGGUGUUGCUGGUGUUAUCACCAAGUCCAGUAAAGAAAUGAAGUUGACAGAUGGCUCUUACUUCGGAGAGAUUUGUCUGCUGACCAAGGGCCGGCGCACUGCCAGUGUUCGAGCGGAUACAUACUGCCGUCUUUACUCCCUUUCGGUGGACAAUUUCAAUGAGGUCUUGGAGGAAUAUCCAAUGAUGAGAAGAGCUUUUGAGACAGUGGCUAUUGACCGACUCGAUCGGAUAGGCAAGAAAAACUCCAUUCUUCUUCAGAAGUUCCAGAAGGAUCUGAACACUGGUGUUUUCAACAAUCAGGAGAAUGAGAUCCUCAAGCAGAUUGUGAAACACGACAGAGAGAUGGUCCAGGCUAUCCCUCCGAUCAACUACCCUCAGAUGACCGCCCUGAACUGCACAUCGUCAACCACCACCCCAACCUCCCGCAUGCGGACACAGUCUCCUCCCGUCUAUACUGCGACCAGCCUGUCUCACAGCAACCUGCACUCGCCCAGCCCCAGCACACAGACGCCCCAACCCUCGGCCAUCCUCUCGCCCUGCUCCUACACCACAGCAGUCUGCAGUCCUCCUGUACAGAGCCCCCUGGCCACACGAACUUUCCAUUAUGCCUCUCCCACCGCCUCCCAGCUGUCGCUCAUGCAGCAGCCUCAGCAGCUACAGCAGUCUCCGGCACCGCAGACUCAGCCGCCGCCGCCACCCCAGCAACAGCAGCAACAGCAACAACAGCCACAGACACCUGGGAGCUCCACCCCGAAAAAUGAAGUGCACAAGAGCACGCAGGCACUUCAUAACACCAACCUAACCAGAGAAGUCAGGCCCCUCUCGGCUUCGCAGCCCUCGCUGCCACAUGAGGUGUCCACUAUGAUCUCCAGACCUCAUCCCACUGUGGGCGAGUCCUUGGCCUCCAUCCCUCAGCCCGUGGCAGCUGUCCACAGCACAGGCCUUCAGGCAGGGGGCAGGAGCACAGUGCCACAACGUGUCACCUUGUUCCGACAGAUGUCCUCGGGAGCCAUUCCCCCUAACCGAGGAGUGCCUCCGGCACCCCCACCACCAGCAGCUGUGCAGAGAGAAUCUCCCUCAGUCUUAAACACAGACCCAGAUACAGAAAAACCACGUUUUGCUUCAAAUUUAUGAUUCUUGCUGAUUGUCAAAACAGAAAAGAAAUACUCUAGGAAACAGAAUAUUCCCAGAUAUUAUUUUAUUCUAUCUCAUGAUAGAGCCCUAUAGCCUACUCUGAAAAGAUAUUUUAGACAGCUCUGGCCUACAUGCAAAUGUAAAAAAAACAUAUAUACAUAUACAAUUAAAUAUAUAUCACUAUAUAUAAAUGCCCAAGAGAAGUUCUAAAGACUUGUAUAGCAUUCAGUGUUACAUGUCUUCCUUUCUUUAAAUCCAUUAAAGGAUUAAACACGUUGUUGUAAGAUCAUUGAUUUCUAACGUACUCUUACUUAAUUCCUUUGAUAUGUGUAUUCCUCUCUUUUAUGAAGAGUUCUUGGGGUCGAUGGCAUCAAAACUCGAGUUUUAAAAAGGCAACUCCAAUUAGUUCCAAAGCAGCACCAAUCAACAUUUUCUUUCGUUAGCUGUGCCUCUGCAUCCAAAUUAUUGAUUAUGCGGGAUGAAAAUAACCAAAUCCCAGGUUAUAGCUCUAAAGUGUAUUUUGGUGCUUUCAAUUUUGAGUUAGGUGAACAAACACACACCCCACCAUGCUCAGCCACCACAGGAGACAAAACAUUGCCACUGCGAAGGUUUUCUCUGACCUCAAACGUGGUCAUUGAUUCGGCAGGAAGGGUGAGGAGGUAGUUGUCCUCAUGUGUUAUUGGACUUUUACCAAGACUCAGUCAACGUUAGUUGUAAAUAACUUUCCAACCCAAGUAAAAGUAACUACCUGUGUUGUGUAGAGGUAAAAGUCACUCACUGUUUAGAAUUCAGUUUUAUGGCUUCACUUCAAAACUGAAGAGUUUUAAAUUUCACAAAACCGAAUAAUUGUGACAAUUGUUCAACUGUAAUGCAAUGGCUUCAGACCUACAAUAUUAUUUUAACCUGCAAUAAUAUUUUAUGCAAAAUUGUAUGCUUGGAUCUACAAAUUGCUUGUAUUACACCAAAAAUUAUUACUUUUCUUCCUUAUUGACAUAAUCAAGCAUCUGAAACUAGUCCUGGCAUGCUUUGGGGGGCAAAAAAAUAAAAAGUAGAUUCCAAUCAGUAAUUGUAAGAAAAGGCUUACAGUAUUUCUCACUUCUAGAGGAUAUAACAAUUCCUUAAUUGUGUCUUUUAAAAUUCUUAAAAGGCUGACUUGGAUCUCUGACUUAAAUCUAGAAGUGAGGUUUUUCACUUUAAUUUAAUAUUAUCGCUGUUACUAUCAUUUAAACAAUUAUUUGCAAAUCACAGCUUGGUUUGGAGUUAACUAUGUUCUGUGUCUUCAUGUUAGUUGGUAGUUUACUGUGAUAUUAAUGUGAAGAAAUAAAUAUAAUAUAUCAUCACAUCUGUUUGGACAUGCACAUUUGCCCUCUGUAUAUUGUAACUAAGCCGUUAGUAAAUCUUAAGGCAUGUGGAAACCAACAUAGUCCUUAGACAGACAGGAGGUUUGUUCUUUCAAAUGUGCUGGACAUAGUGUGACUGCGGCGACAGGAAGCAGGGGUGAAGUUGAUCUGUCUGUAAGCAUUGUUUGUUUGUUCCUUUGUUUCCUUAAUUCUUUCCGUGAGCAUCAGCCUCUUAGAGAGCACGUGGGCUUGCUGCAUCCCACACAUGUGGAGGAUUUUUAAUGUCUGACUUCUGUAAAUAACUCAAGAGUGUGACCUGAAGUGGAGGUCUUUAGAAGCACAGGCAUGGAUGGUCCACUUAAGAACUUAAAAUCCAGACAUUCUGAUGGCACAGGGCCUCUAGAUAGACUUGAGGACCGGAAACUAAAGCAGAAGCAAUGGCUAUAAAGUGGAUCCAUUUUUGCCUGUUAUGCCUUUUAUGGAUCUAACCCCUAUAAAACCAAAAAGAGUUGUUAUGAUUAAUUGCUAACAGAUCCUAAUUUGUGUGGAAACAAUGUACAAUGCUAGGCAAUGUAAUGUUAUUCAUUACUGACAUGGUGAUGGCAAAUGACAGCCUGUUGGGAAUGAUGUAAAAGAGAUCUCUUAGCCUACCUAGAAUCUAUGGAAAAGUUACAAGACCAUUUAUGUAUCAGUACAAAACUCCUCUAUUUUAUUAAAAGAUAAAGAUUAGCAUCAAUAUAUUAAGAUCAUGCACUAGUCCUUUAAAUUAUUAAAGGCCUACAUUUGACAGAAUUAAUGGGUUUGUUAGUAAUAUAUUUUUUAUACAUAAAACUUUUUGAGCACCAUGGGAAACAUCAACAAGACUAAACUGCAUGAUCAUUCAGUGGAACCAUAAAAUUUUUAUUCAUUUUGUACUAGAAUGGACAAAGAAGUCUAAGGUUUAUAUGCUAAGCUAACAAAAUGGUACAGGGUAAAUUAAAUAUACAUAUGUACGAAUGUGUAUUUAUAUACACAUAUUUAGAUUAAGGAGAAAGUGAUUCACAUUCCUGUAAUAUAAAGGUACAGUGCUAGGUGAACAUGACCUUUUUUUUCUCUGUACAUAUAAGCUCAAGUUUGGAGUUUUAAUCUGUACAGAAAGAACUGUACUAUUGAUCUUUUGCUGCUGAGAAGAUGAAGAAAAUGCUAAUCUUGCCAUUGUAUGACCAGGGAAGAGUUAGAAUAUGUCUUUUGUCUUUGCUCAAAGCCAUACAUAUAAAUAUACAUAAAGAUUAUUAAUAAAUCCAACAAAAAUAAACUAAAAUUAUGAAUAUUUUAUUUUAUUGCUAUACUCUAAUCAAAUGUUUCUCUUUGUUGAUGAAUAUAGAUUUGCCUAUCUUUCUGUCUUUGUAUAAUUUCCAAAGACUUGUUCUUGAAAAUCACCAUACAAUUCUUUAUAGAUAUUCUACAAAUAUAGAAUGAAAAUAACUUAAAUAGAACAUGGAUUUCCCAGUCAUCUCUUUGUUUUACCUUUUUCAUAUAGUAAAAAUUUAUUUUAUUUUUUACCCCAUGCCUCUUUAAUAUAUUGUGUUUGUCCAGUUUUAAAUCACAGCCAUGUUUAUAUAUUGGCUAUAGGGAUGAUUUUUAAUUUAUGUACAUGACAUGUUUUCUUUGGACUUUUCAAAUGCCUCAGAUGAGGUUUAUGACAAUGAGGGUAAAUACUGAAGUAUUCUGAAACACAAUGAGGAUAAAAUUGUGUUUUGCAAUUUACUAUAAUCCUCAAACACACAGCCUGCCUCCAGGUCUCUAUGACCUCCCCAUGUGGAAAUGAUUACCAAGUGAAUGUCAUUCCACUUUUCAAAAAUGGCUAUUCUAGCAUUUACAGACUUAAAUGAACAUGGUAUUUUCAGGAAACAAUCGAGUUGUUUGAGUAA
Messenger RNA from Alexandromys fortis (reed vole), 6033 nucleotides. It is a transcript of the gene Hcn1, whose product is annotated as hyperpolarization activated cyclic nucleotide gated potassium channel 1. Gene Ontology annotation, biological process: sodium ion transmembrane transport; potassium ion transmembrane transport; regulation of membrane depolarization. Lineage: Eukaryota; Metazoa; Chordata; Mammalia; Rodentia; Cricetidae. The transcript is spliced from 8 exons. The coding region runs from base 132 to 2783 and encodes 883 amino acids. Gene Ontology annotation, molecular function: voltage-gated potassium channel activity. Gene Ontology annotation, cellular component: membrane; dendrite; axon. The record is from RefSeq and is a predicted model, not a curated record.